AUGAGUAAUUUCCGAUUUUUGCUUAACGGCAUAAUAAAGAGCAGCCACGCAAACGAUAAGGGCGACUGUUUCGGAAGAGAUGAAGGGCUUUCGUGUGAGACCCUGAAACAAAGACCCAUAUUCAACGUAUUGUAUGGAAGCACAUAA
Molecule: messenger RNA, 147 nt
Organism: Haemonchus placei
Lineage: Eukaryota; Metazoa; Nematoda; Chromadorea; Rhabditida; Trichostrongylidae
Source: the annotation of a GenBank genome assembly